AUGCCUUCCAGAUUAAAUGCGCCGGUCUUAACCGUCGAUGCCAAACUCAUUCAUAAAGUUGACACUAGAAAUGUUGAGAACCUUUACAGCAUGUGGACUGUUUUCUCUAGAUGUGCUGGCUCAUUAGAAGAAGGUCGAAGAUUAGAGAACUUAAGUUGGAGAUUAUGGACACGAGAAACCUUUUGCUGUGAACCAACCUCAGAAGCAAAUGCUACCACACCCGCAAUCUCGAUAUCCUCAAGAAGUUCCGAAGGUCAAUAUUCGAAUGACGUUCCAGAAUUAAGCGGAAGUUUAGAUUCAGUCGUCGAUGAAGAAGCAAUCGAAUUCGAAGAGAGUACCGACGCUUCCCCUCUCGAUAUCUCCCAUCCACAAAUCCACAGACAAGAUUCCUGCAAUAGCAGAAGUCGAGGAAGAGAACGCCACAUUACACCUAAUGACUUAGAGAAGAUGGUUAUCACUAUCAAGGAAAAGAAAGAUUUGGCUCCUCUCACCAUCACCACACCUUACCUUGCGCCACUCGCUGAGAGAAUCCCGCAAUUCACCCAACCACAAUAUGAAUCAUCUGCCACGGUAGCAGAGUCUUCAUCAGCCAAUUCAUCAGCUCAAUCCGCCACCACUCAAUCAUCUAUUGCCAUCUCUGAAAAGGGUGCCACCUCGGUUGUGAAAGGUUUCUCACUUUCACCAGCACAUGUCAGCAGCUCAAUGCGUUCAAUGCCACUCAACACUGCGCCAUCAUCAAUCCCAACUGCCGAUAUCGUCGCAGCAGAUACAUCAAAAGUACUCGCACCAAAGAAGAAGCAGAUGUUCGCUCUUGGUGGAUCUUCAGGUGAAGACUCGCUAAGUGAACAAGCAGUUUCCAUGGACAACAAACCAUUAACCCUUCAAAAGAAGAAGCCAGCUAAAUUCAGCUUCGGUGGAUCAUCAAACGAAGAUGAGAGUUCUUUACCAAACAGAAUGCAACCACGCAGCUCAUUAACUGACAAACUCCAAAAGCCUUUGGCUAAGAAGCAAACUUCAUUCCAAGAAGAAGUUGCCACGAGAACCAUUCAAGAGGAGGUAUUCGAUGAUGAUGUUUUCGAGACUGAUGACGAGGAAGAUGUUGAUGAGAGCGCCAUUGACGAUGAUGAUGAUUCUUCUGAUUGGGAGGAUUCAGUUGAGGAUAGUGGAAACGCAAGCAUCGAUGAUAAGACCUUCUUUCAACGAGUCGACUCGAGACCACAACUUACCUCAAGAAGAUCAUUAAUUACUACAAUGCUCCACCAAAAUGAUCGUGCUCAAGCACUUGCCACCGAGGCUUCUCGAUCAACACCUGCUCUUAGACGUUCCCGAAAUUCUUCACCAAACGGUCCUUCUCUUGCAGCAUCACCAGAAUCCGAUGAAGCUCCUCUCAUGAUGAGAGGACUUAAACCAAUUGCCGAAGUUCCUCGUGGAGCUCAACCAAUCAUCAAAACAACUACGAACACCACCGCACAUCACCAAGCACUCUCACCAAGAACCACAAGACGAAACAUGCUCGCCACCGAAUUGACUGUCAGUCUUCGCCAAAACCUCCUCUGGGAAAGAAGACAAAAGUCAUCGGUCAACGAAGCUGCUGCUGCUCUUAAACGAAGACAUACUGCACACGAUGUUGCAAACCUUAAACAAUACCCUGAGAAAGUUUAUAUGGAUAAGGAUGAUCAAGCUCUUAACUCAAGCUGGAAUCAAUACUUCAGUCAAGGGUUAGGAGAGUAUCAUUCUAAAGGAUGGUAG
Sclerotinia sclerotiorum 1980 UF-70 is the source of this 1749-nucleotide messenger RNA. RefSeq lists its product as hypothetical. NCBI's taxonomy places the organism in Eukaryota, Fungi, Ascomycota, Leotiomycetes, Helotiales, Sclerotiniaceae. Gene Ontology annotation, cellular component: cytoplasm. The transcript is spliced from 2 exons. The coding region runs from base 1 to 1749 and encodes 582 amino acids. Gene Ontology annotation, biological process: regulation of nitrogen utilization; mitochondria-nucleus signaling pathway; negative regulation of transcription by RNA polymerase II. The record is from RefSeq and is a predicted model, not a curated record.